AUGCAAAGUAUGGCAAAUGAAAAUACUAAUAAUUUAAUCGACGAUUUCGCUAUCAUCUGGUUAGAUAAUGGUAUUGAAAAGACUAAAGGUAAUCGAGAUACCAAAGUAUUUAUACGACAACUAGUUAAACAUCGUUUAUUAACAUAUGAUGAUCCGGAUAAAUGUAUUGAUGAUAUAACUGAUGGAUCAAUAAAACGAGUAUUUCUUAUUGUUUCUAAUGCUUUUGGUCCAAAUGUCAUACCAGUUAUACAUGAAAUAUCAUAUAUACAAGCGAUAUACGUAUUUUGUGGUGAUCAACAAAAAGCUCAAGCAUGGGCUGGACCAUAUUCAAAAAUUUCUGGGAUAUUCACAAAAAGACCAGCAUUAUUACAAAAAAUUCGUAAUGAUAUUAGUGCAUAUAAUACAGAUGAAGAUUUACCAAUGAGUGUAUUUCAUCUUGCUGAACGAGAAAAUACAUUACAAGAAUUAACUGAAGAAAGUGCAACAUUUAUGUGGUAUCAAUCAAUAAUGAUUGUUCUUCGAUUAAUGGCACUAUAUGGUAAUGCAAAAACUGAUAUGAUUGCUGAAUGUCGAAAAAUUUAUCAUAAUAAUGAAUCCGUACAAAAAAGUAUAGAUAAUUUCGAAAAAUAUUAUUGUCCAAUAAAAGCGUUUGAGUGGUAUACAUGUGAUAGUUUUGUAUAUCGAUUAUUAAACAAAGCUUUACGUACACAAGAUAUUGAUAUUAUAUUUAAAUUUCGAUUUUUUAUUAAUGAUCUUCAUAAUCAAAUCGAAGAACUUCAUCAUCGAUAUUUAGAUACCCUUGAUUCUACUAUGAAUCAUCAAUUAACAGUUUAUCGUGGUCAACUUUUAAGUCUAACAGAGCUUAAUGUACUUAAACGUAGUGUAAAUGGACUUAUCUCAAUGAAUAGUUUUUUAAGUACUACAUUAAAUCAAGAAUUAGCUAAAGUUUUUGCUGAUACAGGUGAUACAUCAAAUAAACCAUCAUCAUUACAAUCUGUUCUUUUCAUUAUUGAUAUAAAUAGUAUGAGUAAAGAAACAACACCGUUUGCAAUACUUAAACAGUUCUGGUGUUGUCAAGGUGAUGAAGACGAAGUACUGUUUUCAAUAGGUGCUAUUUUUAAAAUUCAAUCAGUUAAACAACAUGAGAACAUGUGGCAUGUUCGUCUACAAUUAAGUAAAGAACAAAACGAUCUUAGUCAAAGCCUUUCAAAACACAUGCUGCAACAGAUUGGAUCUGAACCAGAUCCAGUGUGUUUCGGUUGGUUUCUUUAUCGAAUGAGUGAAUUUAACAAAGCCGAACGUUAUGUGGAAUAUAUACUUAAAGAGCUUCCACAGAAUGAUAAAGCAAUCGGAAAUGCUUACAACUUACUUGGUCUUAUAUGUAAAAAUGCUCAUAAGUUACAGGAAUCUGUUACAAAUUAUAAAAAAGCACUUACGAUUUAUUCUCAAGUGAACUGUCAUAAUAGUCCUCAAGUUAUAGCUACUCAUUGUAAUCUUGGUUUGGCAUUUUUGGCAUUAGGAGAUAUUCAAAAUGCAGAAGAACAACAAUUACAAGCCGAACAGAAGCUGCUCACUUCCCAACAAUUAAAGAAUUCAUUAGUCAUAACUUCACUGAGGAGUCUCAAAGCACAAGUUCAAGCAGCAUAUGGUAAUAAUGAAGUUGCUUUGCAAGAGCUUAAAUUGGUUUUAGAGACCAAAAAGAAGAAAUUACCAGCAAAUCAUUUUUCAAUAGCAUCAACAUUGAAUGUAAUAGGUAUUGUUCAAGAAAAAAUGGACCAUAAUGUAGAAGCACUUGAAUCUUUUCAACAAGCAUUAGAAAUUGGUAAGAAAAGCUUACCACCCGAACACAUGGAUUUAGCUGAGUAUCAUACGAAUAUUGGUCGUAUUUAUGAUAAACAAAAACAAUUUAAACUUGCUUUGGAACAAUUUGAAUUAGCAAUACACAUUUUGGAAAAUUAUCGAGAAGAAGAACAUGAUAAGAUUACCGAACUACAUAGACAAAUCGUUCACAUAAGGGUACAUUGUAUCAAUGAGCAAUCUUCUGAUGAAAAUUUUUCCUUUUCAAGCGGUUUUCGUAAUCGUUUUCACACUUAUUUUCAUGACAUUAGAACGAAAAUUCAUAAUAAAAACAAAUAA
Rotaria sp. Silwood1 is the source of this 2136-nucleotide messenger RNA. The record is from the annotation of a GenBank genome assembly. Lineage: Eukaryota; Metazoa; Rotifera; Eurotatoria; Philodinida; Philodinidae.